AAUAUUUCAGAUCUGAUUCUCUCUUACAAAAAGAACCAUCAAAGCUUCUUAAUUUUCAUCAACAUCUCUCUAGCAGCUAUAACAUAUUCUUAAUUUCUACUACCUCAAAAAACAUUCUUCCUUAGUUUUCUUUUCCUCUCCUCCUUACAUAUAUAUAAAAGGAAGAAAGAUGGGGCUGCGAGACAUUGAAGCUACACUGCCUCCUGGAUUUAGGUUCUACCCGAGCGACGAGGAGCUGGUCUGCCAUUAUCUCUACAAAAAGAUUGCUAAUGAGGAGUCUUUGAAGGGUACUUUGGUCGAAAUUGAUCUGCAUACGUGUGAGCCAUGGCAGCUUCCCGGCAUCUUUUGUUUUCGAGAUUUAUAGUUAUAAGAAUGUUUAAUUGAUAAAUAAACACCAGGAUAUAGAAGACAAAUUAAUUAUUCUUGAGGGGUUUUAGGUAGAAAGCAGACAAUCAUGGCUGGCAUAUAUAUAUACAUGGUCUUUUUAAUAAAUACAGAAAACAAUU
Rubroshorea leprosula is the source of this 506-nucleotide messenger RNA. The record is from the annotation of a GenBank genome assembly. NCBI's taxonomy places the organism in Eukaryota, Viridiplantae, Streptophyta, Magnoliopsida, Malvales, Dipterocarpaceae.